UAGCAGGGUUGAAUGUGUUCGUCGCUCUGCAUUUUUCCCUAACUCCCGUAUCUCCUGCCUCUAGGAUUGUGUUUCUCGGUGAGCGGCCGGUGACAACGACUCCGGCGGAAGGAAGAUGGCUGCUGAGGGCAUGAUCCUCACUAACCAUGACCACCAAAUCCGUGUCGGGGUCUUAACAGUGAGUGACAGUUGUUUCAGAAACCUUGCAGAAGAUCGAAGUGGGAUAAACCUAAAGGACUUAAUCCAAGAUCCUUCUUUAUUGGGCGGGACUAUAUCUGCGUAUAAAAUUGUGCCAGAUGAAAUGGAAGAUAUUAAGGAAUCACUGAUAGACUGGUGUGAUGAAAAAGAACUCAACUUAAUUCUUACUACAGGAGGAACUGGAUUUGCUCCAAGAGAUGUAACACCGGAGGCUACAAAAGAAGUAAUAGAACGGGAGGCUCCUGGAAUGGCAUUGGCAAUGUUGAUGGGAUCACUAAAUGUUACUCCUUUGGGGAUGCUGUCAAGGCCAGUAUGUGGAAUCCGCGGGAAGACGCUAAUAAUCAACUUGCCGGGUAGCAAGAAGGGUUCACAGGAAUGUUUUCAAUUUAUACUGCCAGCACUACCUCAUGCCAUAGACCUUUUGAGGGAUGCCAUUGUAAAAGUAAAAGAAGUCCAUGAUGAGUUGGAAGACUUGCCUUCACCUCCUCCACCACUCUCUCCGCCACCUACAACAAGCCCUCACAAGCAGACAGAGGACAAAGGUGUGCAGUGUGAAGAAGAGGAGGAAGAGAAAAAAGACAGUGGUGUUGCAUCAGCAGAGGACAGUUCCUCUUCACAUAUCACUGCAGCCACAAUUGCAGCAAAGAGCCAUCAAUCCUGUACCAGCAUUCCAGUAAUCAUGGGAAAAGAUUACCAAGCCAUUCCAGGUUUCAUCACUUGUUCCCAUCAUACAACUGCCAAUGUAGUUGAUCUGAUACCCGAUUCCAUAAUUUCGCGUGGAGUGCAGGUACUUCCGCGGGAUACUGCAUCACUCAGCACCACUCCAUCUGAAUCUCCACGAGCUCAAGCUACGUCAAGACUAUCCACUGCUUCCUGUCCAACACCAAAAGCUCGGCUUCCUUCCUGCUCAUCCACCUAUAGUGUUUCGGAGGACAUUUGGAUUGCUGCCCCCUCCUUUUCUCAGCUCCACUAUAAGUUGGAAGGGCUUAAAGAUGAACUCAGAAGGAAUAGAGGCUGCGAAACAAGAGUCCAGUCCAGAUGUAGCAGCAAGGAGAACAUACUUCGAGCUAGUCACAGUGCUGUCGAUAUCACCAAGGUAGCCAGAAGACAUCGUAUGUCUCCCUUUCCAUUAACAUCUAUGGACAAAGCCUUCAUCACUGUUUUGGAAAUGACUCCAGUUCUUGGAACUGAAAUUAUAAAUUAUAGAGAUGGAAUGGGUCGAGUUCUUGCCCAAGAGGUUUAUGCAAAAGACAACCUACCACCAUUCCCUGCAUCAGUGAAGGAUGGAUAUGCAGUAAGAGCUGCUGAUGGCCCUGGGGAUCGUUUCAUCAUUGGUGAAUCCCAAGCUGGUGAACAACCAACUCAGACAGUGAUGCCAGGGCAAGUGAUGAGGGUAACAACAGGUGCUCCAAUCCCAUGUGGUGCUGAUGCAGUUGUACAAGUUGAAGACACAGAGCUCAUUAGAGAAUCAGAUGAUGGGACAGAAGAGUUGGAAGUUCGCAUCUUAGUACAGGCCCGGCCAGGCCAGGAUAUCAGGCCAAUAGGUCAUGAUAUUAAAAGAGGUGAAUGCAUAUUGGCAAAAGGCACACACAUGGGACCUUCUGAAAUUGGCCUGCUGGCAACUGUUGGCGUUACAGAAGUGGAAGUCCACAAAUUUCCAGUGGUUGCAGUUAUGUCAACAGGAAAUGAGUUGUUGAAUCCUGAAGAUGACCUUCUGCCAGGAAAAAUCCGUGAUAGCAAUCGAUCAACUCUACUUGCAACAAUUCAGGAACAUGGCUAUCCUACCAUCAAUUUGGGUAUUGUGGGAGAUAACCCAGAUGACUUACUAAAUGCCUUAAAUGAAGGUAUUAGCCGUGCUGAUGUCAUCAUCACAUCAGGGGGUGUUUCAAUGGGAGAAAAGGAUUACCUUAAGCAGGUGCUGGACAUUGAUCUUCAUGCGCAAAUACACUUUGGUCGAGUAUUUAUGAAACCAGGCCUGCCUACCACAUUUGCAACCUUAGACAUUGAUGGUGUAAGAAAAAUAAUAUUUGCACUGCCGGGCAACCCUGUUUCAGCUGUUGUUACAUGUAACCUAUUUGUUGUGCCAGCAUUAAGAAAGAUGCAAGGGAUCCUGGAUCCAAGACCUACGAUAAUCAAAGCCAGGUUAUCGUGUGAUGUGAAGUUGGAUCCACGUCCAGAAUACCACCGUUGCAUUUUGACCUGGCAUCACCAAGAGCCACUACCUUGGGCACAAAGUACAGGUAAUCAGAUGAGCAGUCGCCUGAUGAGUAUGCGUAGUGCCAAUGGACUGUUGAUGCUACCUCCAAAGACUGAACAGUAUGUGGAACUCCACAAGGGAGAGGUGGUGGAUGUUAUGGUCAUUGGAAGGCUAUGAUAGCAUCUACAUGAUAAAAGCUUUGAUGCAUGUCCACAUAUCAUUGACUGUAUUAUGUAAUAUGCAAAAUGGCACAGCUAGUUUUUAUGAUUUGAAUAAAAGUUGAUCAGUGUAGUCAACAUAUUGAGCUGAAUUCUUUUGGGAGGGAUAUUUUUUUUUCCAAAAAAUAACAAAGUCUUAUAAUAAAACCUUAUUCUGAUUACCAAGGCAACUUUUCCUUCAUUGCAAUUGCUUUGUGUGUUUAAAUGCUAGGCCUAAUAGCAGUAGAUGCCUGCAAAGUUGUGUUUCUCUCAUCCUUAAAAUACAAAUACUUAAGCUCUUAAAUAAGGCUUUCUGCUUUCUUUAUACUAGCUUAGAUGACACUGCUACUUCCUUAUCGGUAUGCUUCAUAAUUGCUUCACAAGAAAGCUCUGCUUGUUCUUUAUCUUGUAUAUCGUGUUCAUGUGCACAGUGCCAAAAGCAAAGUGAUUGCAUCUGGAUUGAGGAUCCACCUUGUUAGUGAGGAGGAAAAGCAUCCAGACAAUCUCUCAGCACAAUACUAUUGGGAAGUAGCUGAAUACAAUUACAUUGAACAGAAAUUGCUUCCUUAAGUGCUGACAGCCUUUUAACCAAUACAUUUAAAAAAUGUACAGAAAGAAAAUCAAAAACUGAUCUUGUACAGAUAACAGUGUACCAGCAUUCAUGUGAAAAAAUUUUAAAAAAUAAAAUAUUUAAGAACUCUGUACCAUAACAUUUUCUGUAACGAUACUGAAACGAGAUUAAAUCCUUGAUCAUUAUUUAAAAAAAA
Messenger RNA from Spea bombifrons (plains spadefoot toad), 3359 nucleotides. RefSeq names its product gephyrin (gene GPHN). Gene Ontology annotation, molecular function: molybdopterin molybdotransferase activity. Gene Ontology annotation, cellular component: postsynaptic membrane; postsynaptic specialization; cytosol. The transcript has 26 exons. The record is from RefSeq and is a predicted model, not a curated record. Bases 116 to 2572 code for a protein of 818 amino acids. NCBI's taxonomy places the organism in Eukaryota, Metazoa, Chordata, Amphibia, Anura, Pelobatidae. Gene Ontology annotation, biological process: Mo-molybdopterin cofactor biosynthetic process; molybdenum incorporation into molybdenum-molybdopterin complex; glycine receptor clustering.